Cyanidioschyzon merolae strain 10D is the source of this 1059-nucleotide messenger RNA. RefSeq lists its product as hypothetical. The transcript has a single exon. The record is from RefSeq and is a predicted model, not a curated record. The coding region runs from base 1 to 1059 and encodes 352 amino acids. NCBI's taxonomy places the organism in Eukaryota, Rhodophyta, Bangiophyceae, Cyanidiales, Cyanidiaceae.
AUGGUUCCCAGUCUGAUUGUGAGCGACGGCUUCCAUAACCGGAGACGAACGAUUGUGCUGUUGUUCGCUCUGCUAGGAUUGUUGGGGAUCGGUCUCUUGAAGUGGCUCAGCGUUCGCAGUAUACAAACACCUGACUUGGAACAGCUGUCCUCUGGCGAUACCGCACGGAAACAGGUUGCGCGUCUGCUCUCUAUUGGCACUCCCGGGCACUGCACAGCUAUUAUAGGCCUCAAUUCGAAACCGAGGUACCCCGGGCUCGCGAAAGUGGUUGAGUGGUUCGGUGCAGGCCAAAAGUGGAAAGUGCGUUACGUGCGCGGCUUGACAGCUGAUAGUUUGCGAACCUUGGGUUUCGCCCGACGCUCAAACCUGCUCUAUUUCUCGAACCCUGAUCACGUCACGAGCGUCAGUAACGUUGCUGCUGCCUCUGUAUCGCACCUGCUUGCACUUCAAUGGAUGGUUCGGUCUGGUUGCACCUCAAUUGCUGUCUUUGAGGACGACACUUCCUUGGACCUGCUUCCCUUUUGGAACAAGCCGUUAGCGGCUCUCGCCAAGGACCUCCGCGCUCCAGACCGUCUCGUACUGCAGCUCGAGCUUAAAUUGGAUGCGUUCCAUCUCCAGAAUGGCGCCUCAGGUGACCUUCGACUCGAGGAGUUGCCUCUGAACUGCACAGACCGCUACUGGAUCCGCCAUCGCGACCUCAUCACAUGGGGUGCAGGUGCGUAUCUCAUGUCUCGUGCCGGUGCAGAAGGGCUUUUGCGAAAGUUUGGAGACGGGGAUCGCAUUGAUGUGAGCAAAGUGAUGACGAUGUCCUCGGCACCGGACGCGCACCUCCUGUUCAGUCGCGAUACAACCAUGUUCCUGUGGCCACCAUACGCCAUGGAGUGGAGCUCCUCAUCCAGCGUGGCGUGGAGCAGUGGCGAACAAAACUGGCAUAAGAACGUGCAUCAUGCCUCGGCAUUGGUCGCCAUGGCCGUCAACGUUCGACAGGCGUCAGCUUGUGCCUUUCUGGGUUAUGACGCGUACAAACAGGCACUGGGGCACGCGUACUCGCGGUCGUGA